This is a messenger RNA of Aspergillus neoniger CBS 115656, 554 nucleotides long. RefSeq names its product peroxiredoxin family protein. The transcript is spliced from 4 exons. The record is from RefSeq and is a predicted model, not a curated record. The coding region runs from base 48 to 554 and encodes 168 amino acids. Gene Ontology annotation, biological process: hydrogen peroxide catabolic process; cell redox homeostasis; cellular response to oxidative stress. Gene Ontology annotation, molecular function: thioredoxin peroxidase activity. NCBI's taxonomy places the organism in Eukaryota, Fungi, Ascomycota, Eurotiomycetes, Eurotiales, Aspergillaceae. Gene Ontology annotation, cellular component: peroxisome; mitochondrion; cytoplasm.
CUCAUACCCUUUCUAGUACACCUUACUACCAACUAAUCUCAUUCACAAUGUCUGGCCUCAACCCCGGUGACAGCUUCCCCGCUGACGUUACCUUCUCCUACAUCCCCUGGUCCGAGGAGAAGGGCGAGAUCACCUCUUGCGGUAUCCCCAUCAACUACUACGCCUCCAAGGAGUGGGCCGACAAGAAGGUCAUCCUCUUCGCCCUCCCCGGUGCUUUCACCCCCGUCUGCUCUGCUCGCCACGUCCCCGAGUACGUUGAGAAACUCCCUGAGAUCCGCGCCAAGGGUGUCGACGUUGUUGCCGUCCUUGCCUACAACGAUGCCUACGUCAUGAGCGCCUGGGGCAAGGCCAACCAGGUCACCAACGACGACAUUCUCUUCCUGUCUGACCCCGAGGCCAAGUUCUCCAAGAGCAUCGGCUGGGCCGACGAGGAGGGCCGCACUGGUCGCUACGCCAUCAUCAUCGACCACGGCAAGGUCACCUACGCCAAGCGUGAGCCCGCCAAGAACCACCUCGAGUUCUCGAGCGCCGAGGCCGUCCUCAAGCAGCUGUAA